AUCCAUUGAAUUUUAGGCUGAAAAGUAAAACGACUCUGACCGACACGUGAAUGUCGGCAUUUAGUGUUAGAAAUCAAAGAAAUAAUGAGUUUGUCAACAGCUGAUGAAGGUGGUAAACCGUUCUCUAAUUCACGAUAUUAUUAUGGGGCCGCUGUUGAUUUAAUAAGCGGAUCUAUGGGUGGAGCAGCAUCAGUUUACGUCGGACAGCCCCUGGACACUGUAAAAGUGAAGAUGCAAGCUUUUCCCCAUAUUUACAAGUCAAGUUAUAAAUGUUUCACCCACACAUUAAAAAAUGAAGGUUUAGUUAGAGGUCUCUAUUCGGGAACCCUACCAUCUCUAGCAGCACAAAUCUCUGAAAAUGCCAUGUUGUUUUUGGCCUAUGGACAAUGUCAGAAAGUAUUAUCCCUGAUUAGAAACAAAAAUCUCGAGCAGUUAACUGUCAUAGAGAAUGCAACUGCUGGGAGUUUAGCGGCCUUUUUUAGUUCGUUAACACUAUGCCCUACUGAGUUAAUUAAAAAUAGGAUGCAAACAGCUUUAGAAAAUUUCUCAGCGGGGCAGAAUGAAGUACAAAAAAAUGCUAUGGCUAUUACUAGAGAAAUAUUAAAAAACGAAGGAAUCUCCGGUCUUUACAAGGGUUUUGUUCCAACUGUCCUAAGGGAGAUGCCCGGUUAUUUUUGCUUCUUUGGUGGUUAUGAAUUUAGUAGGUAUAUGUUGACUCCAUCUGGUAAAAGCAAGGAUGAUCUAGGAGCUGGUAGAACAAUGAUUAGCGGAGCAUUUGGAGGUAUAGUGUUUUGGAUAACUACCUUCCCUAUGGAUGUUAUUAAGUCUAGACAACAGAUUGCCUCAACAAAGUCAAACUUAAACUUAUUUACUGUUUUAGUUAAUAUAGCCAAAACAGAUGGCGUUCCUGCGUUGUAUAACGGUUUGCUUCCAACCAUAUUUAGAACAAUACCUGCAACAGCUAGUCUAUUUUUAGCCGUGGAGAAGACAAAAAAAUUCCUUAAUGGAUUUUGAACGAUCUGAAUUUGAUCUUUUUUGUUAAAUUGAAAUUUCUCAGAUGCGAAAUUUUUAUUACUUGAAGAAAAAAUAAAAAAACAAAGAAAAUCUCUUAAUCAAUUAAAUAACGAUCAUAAUAUACAAUUUCAUUUUAAAAUGAAUCUUUGAUAAAAACACAAAAGAAUAUAAUUUAUAUGAUAUUUAAAACUAUAAAAGGAUUUGGUUUUAAUCAUAAUUUUAACAAGGUAGAGCCGCUGAUGUAGUAGCUCCAUACAACUGAAGGGAACCAUCUUUAUUUUUACCAGAUAAACUAUUUAGUGUCUCUUCUUUCUUUGCCUUUUUUCUUUUUCCAUUUGGAGCUACUUUCAUCUCAGCUAAUACAGGUGGAUCAUCAGGAUUCAUAAAUUCUCCAUCAUCUAUUAUAUAUUCUAAUUCGGAAUCUUUCUUGACAUUAAACUUUGCUGUUAUAUUUGCUAUAAAAGAAUAGAAAAUAAUUAUUUAUUAAGUGAAUAACGGUCGAAAGUUUCUACUAGACCAACUAAUGUUAAUUUAUCAUGUCAUAUUAUCCUUUAGUAUUUCCUUACUGAAUAUACGUGAUUAUAAUUUAUUAAUUGUAUAAAUCGGUGAUUUCUACGUGCUCGAAACUUAAAAUCAAUCUUCAAUGCAAAUAAAAGUACAAGUUGUAUCAGAUAUAGAUAAGUGAUUUAUAUAGGUCGCACACCUAAUUGAUAAAUAAGUUAAAUACCUAAGUGUUUAAAUCUUAAUACCUAUUGUAUUUAAUAUAAAUAAUGUCACUCACUUUUCAUUGCAUUGCAACAAUGCCGUUUGCCAAUAAUAAUAGCAACUACUGCAACUGCUGCUCCAACAGCAACGAUCACUAGAAAUAUUUUCAGUGAGACAUGAUUUUUUUUUUUUGAUGGUAUAAAUUUAAUUGUUGUUUCAAACGAGGUUGAGUUAUUCGUUGUAACAAACGAGGUUAUAGUUGUUGCGUCACUGAAUGAUUCAAUUGUUGUUGAAUUUUCUGUAAUUGUAUUAUUAGAAGUGACGGCAGCGGUGGAGUUUUCUACAACUGUGGGACUCGGUUUCAAAGUCGAAAUCGUAGAUAUUUCAUUAGCCAAUACAGUUGUUAAAUUGGUUACAUCAUUAGUUUCUAUACCAGAUGGAUAAAUAGUGAUGCAAGAAAUAAAAAGAAAUUUUGCCAAUUGAGAGAUCAUAACAAAGGAAUAAAAAUACGAGGAAUGUAACAGAUUAACAGUCAAAAAAGUUGAUUAUCAUUAACAGGCAAACACUUCAUAAAUUCAUAAAUGAGUAGGUUAUGGCUGUCUUGUUUUUUUUUUAGAGAAAAUGCAGGAUUAAUUUCCGAUCUUUGUCAGUCAAAAUAAAAUCUUCAAUAAUAUCAAUUCUAGUAUCACAGAAUUACGUUUGAUCAAUUGUUGUACGGAGGUUAAAAGACGAAAAAGUAAUUCAUUUUCACAUGACACACCUGAUGCGCGCGCAUCAAUUAACCGCCAUUAUA
Messenger RNA from Dimorphilus gyrociliatus, 2512 nucleotides. The record is from the annotation of a GenBank genome assembly. Lineage: Eukaryota; Metazoa; Annelida; Polychaeta; Dinophilidae.